AUGUUUCCAUUUCUCGGUUCUCCUGUGAAAAUAUAUAGUAAUCCUGAAACUGUAAAAAUUAAUGUUCGAAACAAAGAAACAAAAGAAAUCAAUGAAAUUAAAUUGCUUGAUUACGUUUCGCAAAAAUGUCCUUCUCUAGUAGGAAAAAAUGCUGUAUAUUAUCCUACUUUUUGGCUUCUAAGUGGUCAUUUACAAACUGCGUAUGCUGCUUUUGCAAAUUUUGAUGGAAUUCAUUUAAUUAAUUAUGAAAGGCAAUUAGUAGAAACACCAGAUGGUGGUCAAAUCGCUGUAGAUUGGACUCCUCCAAUAUCUCAAAAACCUUUUGAUAAUACUCCGACAAUUGUUGUGUUGCACGGAUUAACUGGAGGGAGUCAUGAAUCCUACAUUAGAUGUCUACUUGAAGUUCUUAUAACUCCUCCUCAUAACUAUCGUGCUGUUGUGAUUAAUUUUCGUGGGUGUGCUGAAUCUCAAAUUACUUCCCCUAGGCUUUAUUCGGCCGGGGUUACUGAUGAUUUGCGAACUUGUUUGCGAUAUGUUCAAAAAUGUAUUCCGGAUUCACCGUUAAUUGCCGUUGGAUUUAGCAUGGGUGCUAAUGUUUUGUACCUUGGUGAAGAAGGCGAAAACACACCAUUGAUUGCAGCAGUAUCUGUUGGUAAUCCAUUUGAUCUCGUUGGGGGAUGCAGGGCCUUAGCACGAUCAUAUUUAGGUAAAUACGUAUAUUCUCCAUCUAUGGCAAAUAAUCUUAAAGUCUGCCUUAAAAGACAUGAGCAUAUUAUGAAACAAGAAAAGAAAAUCAAUAUUUCCAAUGCCAUGUUGUCACGCUCGAUUCGUGAAUUUGAUUCCCGCAUAACAUCUAAAUGUUUUGGUUACGAAACUGUGGAUCACUACUAUCGAGAUGCUAGCUCUUACUUUUAUGUUACUAAAGUGCGUGUGCCUUUAUUGUGCCUCAAUGCUGAAGAUGAUCCCAUUGUACCUACCGAAUGUCUCCCUUUUGAUGAGACAAUAUGGUGUAUAAAACCACUUAGUGAAUUUUGUAUUGCUAUAUUCGAGGCCAACGAUCCAAAUGUUGGACCAAAAGCAAUCUUAAAAACAAGCGAAGAUACAUCUUCAAGUGAAGAAAGUACUGCUGUUGAUAGUAAUUAA
Messenger RNA from Dentiscutata erythropus, 1143 nucleotides. NCBI's taxonomy places the organism in Eukaryota, Fungi, Glomeromycota, Glomeromycetes, Diversisporales, Gigasporaceae. The record is from the annotation of a GenBank genome assembly.